Messenger RNA from Exaiptasia diaphana, 1114 nucleotides. RefSeq lists its product as uncharacterized. The coding region runs from base 65 to 1114 and encodes 349 amino acids. Gene Ontology annotation, cellular component: membrane. Lineage: Eukaryota; Metazoa; Cnidaria; Anthozoa; Actiniaria; Aiptasiidae. The record is from RefSeq and is a predicted model, not a curated record. The transcript is spliced from 6 exons.
UUCGCCCGCGAAGGUCCUCGCGAAAAAAUGAUUAGAAGAUGGUCAUGGGGUUGAAAGUACGGUGAUGAAGUACACGUUUUUCUUUUUCCUUCUCUCUUUUCUUCGUAGUAGUGGAUGGUGCCGUGCUUUAGGUUCUGCUUGUCCUGAAGAAACAUGUACCCUGGCUAACCGAGAAUCGUGUAGUUUGGGUUCAAUUCAAUGUGGCAGUUGCCUCCAAGGAUUUUUUGAAGUUGAGGGAGCAUGCCUACCCAUUGAAUCGAGUCCCAACGACGAUGACWCUUGGGAGACCGAGUUAGAAGGAACCGAUGGGAGCGAUUUAAACGUUUUAUUCGACGCAACACAGGCUCCGUCGACUGAAAAACAAACAGAAAAACAACWCAACUCGCCAGAUUCUUCCCCUGAUUCGAUUGAUUUUACAACUCCUUCUGCGCCAGCAACUGCAGYRGAGGAAAAUUCAAAUAAUUUACACAAUAAAAACUAUGAUUUAGWAGGAAAAGUAGCGGCGAAAGACGCCGAAUCGUCAGAACAUGGAACAGAACACGACUCGAAGMAAAAUGGAGCGAAAAAAAUCCAGUCUUCAAAUGAUUUUAAAUCCAAAUCCAAAGAAUUAAAAAAUAAAGAGGACGCCAAUCGGAAACGAAAACUUCUAUUGAAAAAGCAAGACAAAAAUUUACAGAAAAAGMAUAAGGAAAUGGAUGAAGAAAAGUUGAACAAAUUUCUCUCGAAGAAAGACAGCAGCGACAAAGUUAUGUCCUCAGAGGACGGAGUGAAUUUGGAAGGGAAUUCCAGCUCUAAUCCACCUCCGUUCAUAAGAAAGCAUAAAAUUGGAAAAGGGGAAGAACCAAAAGCCUCGGAAAUGGACGACAUUUAUUUUCUGUUUAUAGUYAUUGGGUGCAGCGUGGCUGGUAUUGCAGGUCUUGGAUUGGCUGGCUACUGCUGGUAUAAACUUCAUACUACAGCUAAAGCUGUAAGUGAAUCAGAAUAUACAGGGUACGGUAUGAAGGGAUCCACAAAACGACCUCCAUCUUUACAUGGUGAUGACAAGUUAGACUACAAUGCUGAAAUGUACCAUUAUCAUCAAACUAAAAGUCAGUUGGCUGCUAUGGAAAAGUAA